Mytilus trossulus (common blue mussel) is the source of this 4418-nucleotide messenger RNA. RefSeq names its product zinc finger protein 33B-like. Gene Ontology annotation, cellular component: nucleus. Lineage: Eukaryota; Metazoa; Mollusca; Bivalvia; Mytilida; Mytilidae. The record is from RefSeq and is a predicted model, not a curated record. Gene Ontology annotation, biological process: regulation of transcription by RNA polymerase II. The coding region runs from base 238 to 3165 and encodes 975 amino acids. Gene Ontology annotation, molecular function: DNA-binding transcription activator activity, RNA polymerase II-specific; RNA polymerase II cis-regulatory region sequence-specific DNA binding. The transcript has 2 exons.
AUGAACACGUGAUCGAUUGAAGAAGCAAGUACUGACAAGGAAUUGCAGUAAAUGUUCAGGGAAUUUUAACAUCCGCAAUUCAAAAGUUGUUAUCACUAAAUAGUCGCAGGACUAUGUGUCUGUGUCUGAUGAAUACAAUGGAGAUACUUUUACCAAGAGAACCUGCAUAACCAAUUCCAUGUUUUUGCAGCCGUGUCAAUUAUUGCUCAAAGACCACGUGUAAGUCUUCAGACAGCUAUGAAAACAAAACUACAAGAUUUGGACGAAAACACAUUCAACGAUUUAAUAGCAAAUAAACUUUGUAAUGGUAAUACAGACGAGGAUUCUAAAACAAGUGAUUUAUCCGACACUGAACUCAAAUCAAGAAACCACACAGACAAAAAUAUCAACGACAGUAAUGAGGAUAUACCUGUUCUUGUGAAAGAAGAACCGUUUACACUUUCGGGUGGAUCUGAUAUGAAUUUAGAUAGAAUACAACCGAAACAUUCCAAAACAAUGUAUAAUCUUGAUACAUGUAAGGAUAAAAUAAAGAAACGAUGUAGCUGUAAAGUUUGUCAAUCAAAAGCAAACAGAAUUAAAACAAUCCAUCGUGAAGAACAAGAACACGAAGAAACUACUGAUUCCGAUGACAGUUACCAAGAAACGGCCAUGUUGCCGCCAAACUUCAAACGAAUGAUCAAAUUUAACCCAUCAUCAAACAAAUCUUUUAAAUGUCAUGUAUGCAAUAAAAAGUUUCGAUCAUAUGACAUUCUGAUAAGACAUUCUAGAACACAUCCUUCAGAAAAGAAUUACGAGUGUGCAAGAUGUGGACAAAAGUUUUGGACAAAACAUAAUCUCAAUGUUCACAUUGAAACUAUUCACAACAGUGGCCUCGUUAUAAACACUUGUCAAAUAUGCAAAUCAGAAUUUCGAUGGAAACAUGAACUUCAAGAACAUUUAAAAAUACAUGUUUUAGAAGAAUCGGAAUAUAUUUGUAAUACAUGCGGGAAAACCUUUGUAAAUAACGUGUUUCUAUUAGAACACAUGAAGACACACGCAGAAAAGAUUUUUCAUCAGUGCCAUGUUUGCGAUGCCAGAUUUCUGACGGAGAAAUCAUUACAUACUCAUAUAAAAACUCAUGAAUCGAAGAAUCCUUACACGUGUGUUGUUUGCGGAGAGGAAUUUUUGUAUGACAACCUUCUGGAGCAACAUAUUCUUACUCAUAUAGGGAUAUAUCCUUACAAAUGUAAAGCAUGUGGGGCUGGAUUUAACCACGAACGCCAUUUAAAGGAACAUGAGUCAACUCAUAAAAGUGUGCAGCUAAAUUCAAAUUUGACUGGUCACGCACCUGCCAUUCCGAAAUGGCAUGAAUCUCAGAAAUUCAGAAAACUUUGUUCUACUGGAAACAAUUUGACGAAAACUUUGAUUCGACAUCAAGGUGCUGCACCAUGCACGUGUACGAUAUGCAAACUAAUAUAUAGGGGUGGUAAAUCGUUUUCUAAACAGUAUAAUGAUCACAAGGGAGGUCCUUAUUCCUGUGGCAUAUGUGGCGAAGUUUUUCUGUGUAAAAAUAUUCUAUCAGAUCAUGAACAAAUACACUUGAAUGAUAAUGCAAGUCAUUUCAGGAAAAAAAUCGGCAAUUUUAAGGAAUUGUCAGAAAGUGAAAAUCGUCAAGUGUUUGAAUGUGAUCUUUGUUGUGACACGUUUAGAACCUUAACAGAUCUUCAAUCACAUGUUCUCAGACAUUCAGAGAGAGAAAUGAUAAACAAGUUUAGAAGGAAGAAAACUAUAUAUGAUUGUUCAUUCUGCGGUGAGAAGUUUGCAACAUUUAAACUUUUAAAGUGCCAUCUUUUAAUUCAUUCAAAUGUUACAACUUGUUGUUGUCAAGCAUGUGGUAAAUCUUUUUCUCAGCUAAAACAACUAGAAGAGCAUGUGAGAUUUGAUCACAUGACCAGUUCUACAUGUGAUACAUCGGAAUCCGAAAAGGAUGGCAUGGGAUAUAGUCCUGCACGUGAUUCUUUAAGACCCGGAUAUCAAUUUAAUAAACCAGAAUCUAUGACAAACGAUUUCGAAAAACCUACUUUUAUUGGUGCUGAUUUUUCUACAGAACAUCAGUGUGAUAUAUGCGAUAAAAAGUUUGUAAAAGAAAAGGAAUUAGAAGACCACAUUUUAAUACAUUUUGAGAAAAAUAAAAUGUAUGCACGUGAUGUAUCGAAGGAGAUUGAUAACAGAAUGUCCGCAUCGAUAGGUAAAUCACCUCGAUAUAUCGAAGAUACUACUCUGUUACAAGAACAUGACAAUGGAAUGAUACCAAUAAAAAGAAUUAAGCGAGACCCGGAUGACGAAGGGUAUGGCAUUGAAACUAAAAUUCCCCAAAACAGUGGUCAUUUUAUUGGUUCUCCUGUUCAUGCUUUUGUUGAUCAACAAACUGAACAACGAGAUUUUGUUAAAAAUUGUUCUUCAAAUGAAAAAGAUAUGUUGAUUUUAUCUCCACAUCCUUAUGUAGAAAGUGAUCCUUUUUCAACUCAAAUUAAAAGUGUCGGUUCCUCAAUUGAAUCCAGUAGUGCUUUUAAUUCACCCCGAGGCAGUUAUAGUUAUGCAUUUUCACCUCGUGGUAAAUUUUUAAGUGAUACAGACAGUGGAUAUUCAGAGAAAAUGAAUAUAGCUUUAAGUGACGUUGAAAGCGUGUAUUCUCCUCUAGGUAUAGAUGUAAACAAAACAUAUACAGAAAAGGGCGGUUCUGUAAAUACUACGGAUACCACCAUUUGUAAUAUCAAAACCGAGAGAGAAGAUUACGAUUUAGGUUCUACAAAUUUAGUUAGCGAUGUUAAUAAUUUUAAUUUAGAAUCAGAUACAGACAUUUUAGACAGUAAAAUCGGUGUGUCCGCAUAUACACUAGCAUCAAGUCAGACUAAAUCCGCUGCAUCAUCGUGUACAUUUUCACCAAUUCAGACUAAAACCGCUGAGUCAUCAUGCACAUUAUCAUCAAGUCAGCCUGAAACCGAUGUGUCAGCAUGUACAUUAUCAUCAAGUCACUCUAAGUGCAAUGCGACCAACGAUCAUGAUAUCAUGCAAUCAUCCGACCACAAACAACGUGUUCCUUUCCUUUUUAACUAUACAGAAAAGAAACUGAAGCAGCAUCGUACAAGUACCGUCAAUUUUCAUUGGUUGGGGAAAUUAAAGUAGAUGUAUAACUGUGGUUUCAUUAUUCUUGGGAUAUCAAAUUUCGUGGAUUUCAUGGAAACGAGUGAGGUGAACCACAUAGUUAAAUUAUCUACGAAUGAUCAAUUUUUUCUAUAGGCUUGUUGGUAAACUUUUGAAAAAUUACGAAAUCGAAUAUUCACGAAAAUGUGAGCUUUCCUCAAUCCACGAAAAUUGGUACUCUUGAAAACAAUUCAAUCCACAGUAUUAAAUGUCCCGCCAUGUCAAGCAAUAUGCGUGUUCUGUCUCUAUUUGCGUAUCCGUCCAUUUACAAGUCCGUUUCAUGUUAAAAUAUUUGAUUUAUGUUACUGAUAUACAGAUACUAAGUAGUUUGGUAUAGAGAGCACAAUGCAACUACCCAAGAGAAUCGUUUGCCAACAUAGAAGUCUUUGUGUUUAAUCUUGAAUGCAUAGUUCAAUGCUUUACGACAGACGUAUUAAAUUUAUCACAAUUAAACUAGACUCAAUUGUAAAAUAUAACUCUGAUGGAGGGUUAAUUCGAUUUUAUAGUUCAACGACUAAACUUUUUGUUGUCAGUCAACGACUCUUUUCACAAAAUGCUUGCUAUCAAAUUUAGGUACAUAGAUUAAGAAUGAUAUAACAUUGAUUCCAAAAAUAAAAUCUCAGGUUUAAGAUUGAGAAAGAGAUUUGAUAUCACAAUGCAAAUUCAUCACAGAAUAUUUCAAGAUUUAUUGAAUAACAAAUGAUUUUUAAUGUUGGUAUAGACAAUACGUGUCGACUAUCAGGUUUUCCGCAUACUAGAAUAUCUAUUUUAUAAAAAAAAAUAUGUAUGCCGCGAUCGAGUUACGAUUGCGGUUUUUGUUGAACCAUGGAAGUGCACCAUGCUAGUAAACCAUGGAAGUGUUGAACACAUCAGACGUAGUAAUAACAGCUUUAGAAAAAUUUCAAAAAAUAAAUUUUACAAUAUAUUUUGAGGAAAACCCUGAUCAUGGAUAAAUCCGAUUAUAAAUUUUUGUGUGGUUUUCGUUUUCGAUGAAUAUUAACGGAAUAGUAUAACCUUGAUAUUAAUUUUGUAUUAUUAUAUUUAAAAGUCAGUAGUUUGACAUGAAAUAGAUGUGUAAUACGUUUUUAUGGCAAUGAAAAGAAAAGCUUCAUGGCGGGAUAUGGUGUACAAAUCUAUUCAAGUUUUAAUAAGUUAUUUUAUAGUGGGACUAAUUUGUGUUAUAUUUAUUUUUACAAAGAGUGAAAAAUUAAAAAUGCAACGAAUCUGUCAAUCUU